Molecule: messenger RNA, 1859 nt
Organism: Sinocyclocheilus rhinocerous
Lineage: Eukaryota; Metazoa; Chordata; Actinopteri; Cypriniformes; Cyprinidae
Product: transcriptional repressor scratch 1-like
Exons: 2
Coding region: 397-1236 (279 amino acids)
Biological process (GO): regulation of DNA-templated transcription
Molecular function (GO): RNA polymerase II cis-regulatory region sequence-specific DNA binding; DNA-binding transcription factor activity, RNA polymerase II-specific
Source: RefSeq, a predicted model, not a curated record
CGUAUAAAUCCCAGUAGCUGAUCAGCAGAGCUCAGACAUCAAACCGACCCCGCGCGAGCAGAGACGCCAGCGGACACCUCUCUCUCCCUACCCGCUUUAACAUUAACAACCGCUCCUCCGGAAACGUGCUCACAUUUAAAGCUGCCCAUUUUUGGAGCGCUUCCAUUUGGGUCUGAGCGCACUUUGACGGAUCUGCUGCUGCUGCUGUCCAGUGCUGAAGUUGCAUUUCGCCUGUGCGGAACGGCUUGCGCACAACUGAAGCUCCGGAGCUUCCGCGUCUUUCCCCCCCCCGCUCAGGUGUUUGACUUUCAGCCCUACAGGACCAACUCUUUUAUUGUGCGGUGGAUAGAGCGAGGAUAUCGUGCUGGAAGAGGCUUUCCGCUCUGCGCUUUAAACAUGCCAAGGUCUUUUUUGGUGAAAAAGGUGAAGCUAGAUGAUUUCUCAUCCACUGAACUUGAGCGCGCGUACGGCAGGUCCAGGACCGAUCUUAGCUUUCGGAUACACGACAAAGGCUACAUCAGUGACUACAUCACCCCGGCCGUUUACGAUGGAGAAAGUGAUGGUGGCACUAAAGUACCUUCUCCAGGACCGAUUUACGACAGUAACCACAGCGACUACGGGGCACCUGACUCGGACCAGCCUGACAGCCCGCAAUCCGAGAUCACAUCCGGGUACAUCAACGGCGACAACGCAGUGAGCGAAGGUUAUGCCGCUGACGCGUUCUUCAUCACAGACGGCAGGUCCCGUCGGAAAGUGCUCAGCGGCUCGCGGACCCUCCAGCGGCACACGUGCAACGAAUGUGGCAAAACCUACGCGACGUCUUCCAACCUGAGCAGGCACAAACAGACGCACCGGAGCCUGGACAGUAAGAUGGCCAAAAAGUGCCCGACAUGUGGGAAAGCCUACGUGUCCAUGCCAGCCCUGGCCAUGCACCUGCUUACCCAUGACCUCAAGCACAAGUGUGACAUAUGUGGGAAAGCGUUCAGCAGACCUUGGCUACUGCAGGGCCACAUGCGCUCUCACACGGGCGAGAAGCCCUUUGGAUGUGCACACUGUGGAAAAGCGUUCGCCGACCGUUCCAACCUGCGGGCGCACAUGCAGACCCACUCCGCGUUUAAGCAUUUCAAAUGCAAGCGAUGCGACAAAACUUUCGCGCUCAAGUCCUACCUGAACAAGCAUUACGAGUCGGCGUGCUUUAAAGGCGCGUUCUCGCCGCUCGCGUCCGUCGAGGCGUGACUUCCGUAAGCGCUCACUCCCCCGUCACGUGUUAGGAUGAUUACGCUAUCUUACACAGUUAUGUCUCACAAUCAAAAUGAAACCCAGUAAUAGCACAAUUUUCUCUAUAUUUCUUUCUCGCAAAGUUGACCAUAAAGGAAUAUGGAACCUUCGCAUGCACUUCAGCACCCGUGUCCUCAAAUGACGUUCAGACAGUUCACCUCGGCGCUGCGCAGUGCUUGACUAUGACUUGCGUCGAGUGAAGGUUUGAGUGACACCAUGUUCCUCAUUAAAAUAAAACUCUUUUGUAUUGUCAGUGGAUAUUAUCAUACUGCUGCAGGUGGCCCAAACGUAUUCACAAUCGAGGUAAACUGGUAUUAUUUAUUUAUUUAUUUAUUUUUUAUAUAUUUAUUUUUGUCUGUUUUUAUUGCUUCAUCUAGGAUGUAUGAUUCUCUAUGAUGCACUGAAAGUGUGAUUGUCAUAUAUUUAUUUAUUUAUUUAUUUUAAUGAUUAAUUUGGCCUUUUUCUUUCUCAAUAACGUUGCCUUUUGGGUUACGCCAGUCUUAUUAACAUGCCAAAGCAUUUAGAUCCAUGGUAAUAAUUUUUUUUUUUUUUUUUUUUUUUUUUCUUUUUUUUUUUUUUUG